This is a messenger RNA of Oryzias latipes (Japanese medaka), 2587 nucleotides long. RefSeq names its product homeobox protein MSX-2. Gene Ontology annotation, molecular function: DNA-binding transcription factor activity, RNA polymerase II-specific; RNA polymerase II transcription regulatory region sequence-specific DNA binding. Gene Ontology annotation, cellular component: nucleus. NCBI's taxonomy places the organism in Eukaryota, Metazoa, Chordata, Actinopteri, Beloniformes, Adrianichthyidae. The record is from RefSeq and is a predicted model, not a curated record. Gene Ontology annotation, biological process: embryonic morphogenesis; regulation of transcription by RNA polymerase II.
CUGUGAUGCUGACGUCAUCACGUUCCUACAGCUGCGUCUUCACGCGGAAUUCUCUGUUUCGCUCCACUGAUGUCUCGGAUUGGGGCGCGUGUGUCACGUGAUCUGACCUGUGCUGUUGCACAGCUCUGCGUUUCCAUGAACUCCUCCAAAUUGUUUCGGUUGGAAACAGAAAAAAAUCCUCCCCGCUGCUUUAUUGCGCAGAAAUUGGCCCCCGAGCGCCUCUGAGAGGAAUCGGUAAACCCACGGGCCCGCAGGGGGUCUGCGGGAUUUAUUUCCCCAUUCUUUCACGGGCCUCUUCUCGGUCCCUCGGGAGGCCGCGAGCCAAUGAAAACGGCCCCCAGGGACGUCACGGGGCCAAGAGGACGAUCUGAUUGGUGGGAGUUGGGAGGGGGGACAGCCUCUGCCCUUUUAUAGAGGACACAGUCCGGCGCGUAAAAAACUGAUGGACAAAGUUGACAGCGCAAAGACGCACGUUGGAGACGGGACACCCUCUUAAUCCUCUGCACGGGCCACAAGACGGUGCGUGGGCCCCCCCGCAUCAUGAUGAAUCCUGCGCCGGCACGAGACGUGGAGCAGCUUCAUCAGACGGAGGAGACGCGCACCGACGGCGACGACUUCCAACCCAAAGACAUGACAACCGACAGAGGAUACAAACUCCCGCGGAGCCUUCCGUUCAGCGUGGAGUCGCUCAUUUCCAGAAGCACCUGUCGGACUUCUUUCCCGCCCUCAGGUUCCGCCGCGGCGCCGCCGAAGCUCGCGGCCGGACAGGGCGCGCGCUUCUCUCCAAGAACUUUUUACGCGGACAGCAGAGUUCCCGCGGAGAGCUCCGAGGAGGACAGUCCGCACCCGGUGUCCUCCUUCUCUACUCCUCCUCGAAGCUCCAGUCCAGCUCAGUGUACUCUGAGGAAGCACAAAAACAACCGGAAGCCUCGCACGCCCUUCACUACCUCGCAGCUGCUGGCGCUGGAGCGCAAGUUCCGCCAGAAGCAGUACCUGUCCAUCGCCGAGAGAGCGGAGUUCUCCAGCUCGCUCAGCCUGACGGAGACUCAGGUGAAGAUCUGGUUCCAGAACAGAAGAGCCAAAGCCAAGAGACUGCAGGAGGCCGAGCUGGAAAAGUUCAAGCUGGCCUCCAAGCCCGUCCUGCCCGCCUUCGCGCUGCCUUUCCCCUUAGGAGCGCACGUGGGAGCUCCCACCUGGGGCCCCUCAAAUGCCUUACCGAGGCCAAGCCUGCCGGUCCCGGGACUCUUUAGCGGGCCUGUCACCUAUGGGAUGUACUAUCUGUCUUAGAAUUCCUGCCUUUUGAUCUGGUUGCAAUAACGCUUUGGGGGAAUAAAUAAUGCGUAUUUGAGCGCGCAUGGAGGGCAGAAAUACUUUCAAUAUUUUCUCGGUUUUCCGCUUUAGUCGACUGUUCUUCGUGAGCUCGGUUUGGGAACGGCAGCUGGACAUUCCAGGCCGCCCAGCGCGCAUCUGUCCUCGGACAGCAGAAAAAACGGUCCUGAGCUGCAGCGGGCCGCCCGCCACUUGAGGGGUUUGAUGUCAGCCUUGCUUGUUUGGGAUGAAACUGCAGCUCCUCGGCACUGCUGUGUUUCCUCACAGUGCUCCUUAUAAUUUAAUGUAAACGUUUUUUUACAUUUGGAACUGAUCUUUCAUGGAGAAGUAAGUGGAAACUCACGAAGUGGCCUUUGCGGGAGUCUGUGGAGCUUCAGUGUAAAUAAAAUGUAGAGCUCUGAACUCGCCGAAGAGCAGGGAAGUGAUAUUUAUUGAAUAUCUUUGUAUCUGUACUGUGUACACACAUCUCAGUUCAGUUAUUGCAAGAACUGGUUUCAGUAAAUAAAAGUACAACCAUGGAAAUGAACGUUUGAGUUGGUUUUACGGCAGCGUUUGUGGCACAAAAAGAAUAAAUGUUGACUUUUUAAAAUCUACUGAUCAUCACUUCUGCGCAAAGGUCUUCAUUUGAUUAUCUAGGUGUCCUUUAACAGUAAAGCAGACUCCGGGGAAGCACAGAAAACUCCGCGCAUCCAGAAGAAAAAAACAUGUUUUUGACUUUUAUGAUGCUUUUAAGUUCUGGGAGUUAAUAAAAAAAAGAGGGAGGACUUUCUGCGUCAGACAUUUCCAUUCGGAGAAACGUCCCGCAGACCUGCACUUCCACAGACAGGCGGCUUCGUGCGUGCGCUCAGACCGCGUGCGCGCCGCAAACCUGUCAUUUCCAGCAGAAACGCAUUUUGGCUCUUUUGAAAUUAUUUGUCAAAAGUGAUGCAAUACGUCAAACGCUGUGAAAAUGUCUGGAAUGUGCAAACGGCGAUCAUUUCUGUGAAAUUAUGAAAAAAGCAGGUCAAGGAAAAUACUGACAGAUUGAUUCAAAAGCGCCGUUUUUGUCACACAAGCAAAGUUUUGGUGGACUGUUUUACGGGUUUCUGCUCAAACUAAACUGUGAAAUGUGUCUGUUCAUUAAAUGUAUUGUAGUAUUUUUAUUUUUAAGCAUUCUAGUUGAAUGAUUUCGUCACUCUGUUUCAUCCUGCAGGCUUUAUUAUGAAGUGAUUUUUAUGCCACCAAUUUGCAAACGAUAAUAAUAAAUUCAAAAAUAUGA